AUGGUAUCCUCAGAUAAUGCUAUUAUUUUAAAGCCAACAGGCGAUCCCAUGCCACUCAUUGGUUUCGGUACAUGGCAAAUACCUAAAGAUAUAGCUGCUGAUACUGUUUAUCAUGCUUUAAAAAAUGGUUAUCAAUUAUUAGAUGGAUCACCUGACUAUGGUAAUGAAAAAGAAGUGGGUGACGGAAUUAAGAAAGCAAUUGAUGACGGGUUUGUAAAACGCGAAGAUAUUUUCAUCACAUCCAAGUUAUGGAACACUUAUCAUAAAAAAGAACAUGUUAGACCAGCUCUUGAGAGAACGCUUAAUGAUCUUAAUGUGAAAUAUUUAGAUCUCUAUUUGAUUCAUUUCCCUAUAUCAUUGAAAUAUGUUGAUCCAAAAGAACGUUAUCCUCCUGAAUGGUAUUAUGACACUAAGAAUAAGGUUUGUAUUCAAGAAGAUGUCACUAUUAGAGAAACAUGGGAAGCUAUGGAAGAAUUGGUUGACGCUGGAUUAGUUAGGAAUAUUGGAGUUUCUAAUUUUAAUGCAGUGCUAAUAAUGGAUUUGUUGAAAUAUGCACGUAUCAAACCAUCAGUGCUACAAAUAGAACACCAUCCAUACUUGACACAAGAACAAUUGGUAGAUUAUGCAAAAUCUCAAGGUUUGGCAGUGACUGCCUACUCACCUCUAGGUUCAAGUAAUUAUGCGGUGACAAGUGACGUGGGUAUUCCUCACAUUUUAAAUGCACCUAAAUUGGAACAGGUUGCAAAUAAAUAUAGUAAAUCUACUGCUCAGGUGGCACUUCGUUGGGCAAUUCAACGUAACAUUGCAGUUAUACCAAAAUCAAUCAAUCAAAAUAGAAUUGUUGAAAAUUCUAAAAUUUUAGAUUUUACUUUGACUGAUGAAGAAAUUAAAGAAAUCUCUUCGUUAAAUAGAAAUAUAAGAUCUAUUGAUCCUGGUACAUUGUUUGGGAUUCCUAUUUUUGCUUGA
This is a messenger RNA of Entrophospora sp. SA101, 966 nucleotides long. Lineage: Eukaryota; Fungi; Glomeromycota; Glomeromycetes; Entrophosporales; Entrophosporaceae. The record is from the annotation of a GenBank genome assembly.